This is a messenger RNA of Lates calcarifer (barramundi perch), 1853 nucleotides long. RefSeq names its product OX-2 membrane glycoprotein. The coding region runs from base 269 to 1282 and encodes 337 amino acids. Gene Ontology annotation, molecular function: cell-cell adhesion mediator activity. The record is from RefSeq and is a predicted model, not a curated record. The transcript is spliced from 7 exons. NCBI's taxonomy places the organism in Eukaryota, Metazoa, Chordata, Actinopteri, Centropomidae.
UGUUGCAGGCAAGUUAAACUUUAGUGCUUUAUAUAACUAUGUAGACUGUCAGGUAGUGAGAAAGCAGCAAAAUAAACCACUAAUACAUGAAAUAUUGAAGUCAACAUUAAGACUGUCAAAAUCAGAGUGGAGGACAGCUCUGAGCCAGAAGGUGGCAGUGAUACAACAUUCAGCAUGGUAACUGCUGCAAAACCACAACAAGGAAGAAGAAGAAAACAAAGCGUACUCAGACUGGCAGUUUCAACUUUGGGCGGGCUUUUUAGCAAACAUGGCACAUCAAGCAACUGCUCCUCUUUUUGUGUUGGGAGUCUUUUUAAAAGGUCUAACAGCUCUGAUACAGACACAGCAGACUGUGGUGGCAGCAGUGGGAGAAGAGGCUCAUUUAACCUGUCAGCUCACACAGUCUAAAGACGUUCGACAAGUCACAUGGCAGAAAGUUUUACCUGAAGGAAAGAAGACUGUUGCAGCCUACAGCAAAAUCUUUGGUCCAAGAGUGAAUCCUAACUUCACAGACAGAGUGGAGAUUAAAGAUGGUGAACUGCAGAACAGCUCCAUAGUUAUCAGGAAGCUGAUGGAGCAGGAUGAAGGCUGCUAUCUCUGUCUGUUUAACUGCUACCCUGAUGGAGCUCUCACUGGUAGAACCUGCCUCCAACUCUAUGAGCUGCAUGAACCCAUUCUCCAUGUGAGAGAAUCAGACUCUGCUGAAGAGUCAGUUGUGUCCUGCUCGGCCACAGGACGACCUGCUCCAACAGUAACACUGACUGUCACACAACUACACCUCUCACACCACAACACUGUCAGAGUCAACAACACCAACGGUACAGUCACUGUCACCACUACAGCUGAGCUGGCACGUUCCCAUGACAACAGUGCACAGGUUGGAUGUGCAGUGCGAGUGCUCUCUGUUCAGAAAGAGGUGUUUCUGAUGAUUCCUGAGCUCAAACAGACGUCUGCUGAUGGUUCUGAUCAGAAAUCUGGAUCUGAUCACAGAAACUACACCAGGACUCUGACUGUUGCAGUGGCUGGUGGUCUCGCCGGUCUCAUUACCAUAGUCAUCAUCAUCAUCACUAUCCUACUAAAACAAAACCAGAAGAACAGCAACGUUGAGAUGAGUGAGAUGAAUCAACCUACAAUCAACAUCACUGAUAUGACCCAAACACCUUUAGUUAAACAGGAGAACAAUGAGAUCAGAAAACGGACACCACCUGAGAAAAACCAAGAAAGUGACAACUUUGUGCCGUCAGCCUCAGCAACAAGAAAACUUAAUUUUGACCAAUGUUAAUUGAACAAAAUAGCAUCAAAGCUCGAAAUAUAAGAUAGCUUAGUACUCUGAAAAAGCUGAAAGUUCACACUAAAAUCACUGUACAAUAUUCACGUCUACAGAUCCAGACGUUUGUUCUUAUCCAGUUUUUGGACAUUGGUAUUUUCAGUUGGUAUUAUUGCUAUCACUGCUAUUGUUGUUAUGUCUUUUAUAGAUGCUGCUGAUAAUGACACUCAUGCACUUAUCAAACCUUCAGAUUGUGAAUAUUGUGAACUUUUUCUAUCUUUUUCUAUCUUUUGUAAAGCACUGUUAAUUAUCUUCUGAAGCGGUUCAGUAUAAAUUUGCCUUGAAAAAUCUGAAAGUGAACAAACAGAUGCAACGACAGACGCCUCCUGAAAACAGUCAAGAGCAACAACACAAAGCACCUUCACCUUCAGAAGAAAAGAGACUUAAUUUUGAUUUUAAUGUUGAUGUUUUUGUACUAUUUUUUUUAAAACAUUGUUGAUAGAUGUAAUUAUUUGUAAUAUAUGUUAAUAUAUUGCAUUUUUAAAAUUUUGAAAAUAAUGGACAAAAAUAAAAAUGAGUUUUAGAA